Molecule: messenger RNA, 945 nt
Organism: Alligator mississippiensis (American alligator)
Lineage: Eukaryota; Metazoa; Chordata; Crocodylia; Alligatoridae
Product: olfactory receptor 4D1
Exons: 1
Coding region: 1-945 (314 amino acids)
Biological process (GO): G protein-coupled receptor signaling pathway
Cellular component (GO): membrane
Molecular function (GO): olfactory receptor activity
Source: RefSeq, a predicted model, not a curated record
AUGGAUCAGGACAACCUCACAUCACCAGUGACUGAAUUUCUCCUGCUUGGUCUCUCCCAGAGUUGCCAGAUUCAGCUUUUCCUCUUCAUCCUCUUUCUGGUUGUCUAUGCCACCACAUGGGUAGGGAACCUCACUAUCAUCACUACAGUGAUCUCUGAUCCCCAUCUCCACACACCCAUGUACUUUCUUCUGGCCAACUUCGGUGUAAUCGAUGUCAGCUUCUCCUCUGUCACAGUCCCAAAGCUGCUGCAUAACCUCCUCCUGGGGGGCAGGACCAUCUCCUUCAAUGGAUGCAUGGCCCAGAUGUUCUUUUUCCACUUGGAUGGUGGUGCUAAAGUCUUCCUCAUAGUCAUGGCCUUUGACCGCGAUGUGGCCAUCUGCAUGCCCCUGCGCUACUUGAAAAUCAUGAACUGGGAUGUGUGUAUUGGGCUGGUGGCUGGGGCCUGGCUAGGUGGUUCUGCCCACUCCUUAGUCCAGGUUGCCCUCAUGAUAUGUCUCCCCUUCUGUGGGCCCAAAGUGUUGGACAACUUCUUCUGUGAUGUUCCCCAGGUCCCGAAGCUGGCCCGCACUAAUACUUUUGUUGUGGAAUGGCUGAUGGUAUCCAACAGUGGCCUGCUGUCCAGCUUGAGCUUUGUGGUGCUGCUGAUCUCCUAUGCUGUCAUCUUGGUGAUGCUGAGAAUGCGCAUGAGCGAGGGCAGGCAAAAGGCCUACAACACUUGCUUGGCCCAGAUCACUGUGGUCUGUCUCAUAUUUAGACCCUGCAUUGUCAUCUAUGACCGGCCCUUCCACAACUUCACAGCAGACAAAGUAAUCUCUGUCCUGUAUACAGUCUUCAUCCUUAUGCUGAACCCCAUGAUCUACACUCUGAGGAACACUGAGAUGAAAGGUGCCAUCAAGAGGAUAUCCAGCAUAGUCCUGGUAUCAUGGGAAGGACUGAACAUGUAA